Kwoniella botswanensis is the source of this 1302-nucleotide messenger RNA. RefSeq lists its product as uncharacterized. The record is from RefSeq and is a predicted model, not a curated record. Lineage: Eukaryota; Fungi; Basidiomycota; Tremellomycetes; Tremellales; Cryptococcaceae. Gene Ontology annotation, molecular function: flavin adenine dinucleotide binding; electron-transferring-flavoprotein dehydrogenase activity. The coding region runs from base 1 to 1302 and encodes 433 amino acids. Gene Ontology annotation, cellular component: cytoplasm. The transcript is spliced from 8 exons.
AUGGUCAAUCAAGAUUUCAAGAACAUAGUGAUCAUUGGUGCUUCGGGUGCAGGACAUGCACUGGUUAAUGAGCUCAUCAGCACUCUUCCAGGGGGUUAUCGAAUACUAUUGGUUGACGCGUUGGAAUACUCAUUCUUCCCUGUUGCGGCGCUCAGAGCAGCUGUUGUUCCAGGAUGGGAAGAGAAGGUAGUCUUACCUCUUAAAACAUCUACUGUCUUCCCUUUUGGAUCGAUUCAUAAGGUGAUAGCUCCCAAUAAAGUUAUCGAGUUAAAGAAGGAUUCGAUCAUACUGGAAAAACCUUUUGAAGGAUCUACCGAAAUUUCAUUCUAUAAAGCUAUCAUAGCUACUGGAUCGAUCCAACCUUCACCGAUGCGACCUUCUGGAGACUGGCGUGAUAUCAACGAUUAUCUUAAAGCGCUUCGAAAGAGUCAAGAGGAAAUCAAGCGGGCUGAAAGUGUCGUAAUCGUCGGAGGAGGUACAGUUGGAGUUGAAUUUGCAGGAGAAGUAAGGGCUUUAUACCCCUCCAAAUCAAUCACUCUCAUCCACAAUCGAUCGACUCUCCUCACUCCUCUUACAGAGAGUCAACCAGAUGGUAAUAAAGAAAUACCAAAUUCAUAUAUAUCUCCACCUACUCAUUUGAAAUUGGCCAAAUCAUUAACUCAACUUGUGAAAAAACAAAAUAUAAACUUGAUAUUGGACGAUAAAGUUAUUAUCCCAUCCGAAGAAUCCAAUUCUACCAUUUCCAAUUCGAAUUCAGAUUCUGAAGAAUGGAAUGGAUCAUUUGGUUCACAAGAUUCUCUUAGAGAUAUCAGAACGGAGAAUGGUCAAGUUGUCAAAGGAGAUUAUAUCUUUUUGAGCAUUGGUAAUAAACCGAAUUCCCAUUUAGUCCAAAUUGCCGAUAAGGAUGCAGUCGAGAGCAAAACCGGUUUGGUCAAAGUUGAUAAAUAUUUGAAAGUUCAAUCUGAUAUCCUUGGUCAUGAGGACUAUUACGCGAUCGGAGAUGUAUCAAACGUACCAGGGUUGAAAACUUUAUAUCUAGCUUUCCUCCAAGCUAAAUCAGCCGCUGUCAAUCUCGUAAACGAAAUCAAUCGUAAACCUUUGGUAGCUUACAACCCAGGUACUUUCGGUGGCUUAUUCGUCCCGUUCGGUCCUGAGUUAGGAGCAGCCUCCAUCACCAUCCCGUACCUCGGUACAUGGACGGUAGGUAGUGGUAUGGUGAGUAAGGUCAAGGGUAAGAAAUUGCUUUUGGACAAGUGGGUGGGGUCUUGGAAGGGAGAAGAGAAGGUUGAAAUACCUAUCUAA